This is a messenger RNA of Phyllopteryx taeniolatus (common seadragon), 5328 nucleotides long. RefSeq names its product isotocin receptor-like. Bases 2251 to 3423 code for a protein of 390 amino acids. The transcript is spliced from 3 exons. Gene Ontology annotation, cellular component: membrane. Lineage: Eukaryota; Metazoa; Chordata; Actinopteri; Syngnathiformes; Syngnathidae. Gene Ontology annotation, molecular function: oxytocin receptor activity; vasopressin receptor activity; peptide binding. The record is from RefSeq and is a predicted model, not a curated record. Gene Ontology annotation, biological process: regulation of systemic arterial blood pressure by vasopressin; positive regulation of vasoconstriction; female pregnancy.
AUUUAGUGCCUUUAGAACUGUAAUCAUAGUUGAAAUUGUUUUUUUAUCAUCACUACCAGUAUCUCGCCAAAAGCCUGGCACGCGGCUUGCCUUUUAUGUCCUUCCAAAAACAGAAAUCGCUUUUCCAUUUGCCCCAGAAAACGCACCAUUCUUCCUUUUCUCGAGACUCGCGGUGACGCAUAUCACUUUUCAAUGUGCACACUGGCACCUAACCUCACGUGUUGCGUUCACUGACCCCGGCAGUGGCCUGCACAGCCAUCAGUAUGAUUGUUGCUUUUGAUUUUAGAAUGCCGUGGUUAGCUACAUUUACAUCCCUGGAAAGUGAAAACAAAUAUCUUCGAUCUUCACAGAGAAGAAAAGUGUUAACAACCCCUUCAAAUUUGAAUGAUUAAAAAAAAAAAAAAUCACUAAGUAUAUAAAAUGAGGCUUCAACUUUGUGAAAAGUCAAACUGUUCUCUGUGCUCUCAAUACUGUGGGCGUAUCAACUUAAUAUGUGCUGAUCACAUCCCGCUCAACUGUUAACUAUGAAUCCAAUACCACUGCUACGACCUGGAAAAAUGGAUGCUACUUCAUCUAGCAUCUUUCUUAUGCCUACGCACUCCUACAUACUUGACCCGCGAACAUACAGGAUAUCCGCUUAAAGCCUCUGGCCAGCGGAAUAAAUCUCACAGAGUCGUCGCGGGGCUUUUCCACGCUUUUCCACGGCCUCCGUCCCUCACUCUUCAGCCUUGGAUUCCUGACGUGCGCACACUCACGGCCAAGAACGAGGCGCUCUACAGCGGCCACACCGGCCUGAAGCCACGGUCCAGAUGCCAGCUGUCAAGUUAGACUUUUUAUUCACACUCCUCGCUAUUCCGUCUUACUCUGUGUUACGUGCGCGGAUUCACGGCCAACAAAGAGGCGCUCUAAAGCGGACCCGCCAGAGGACUGACUAUCCGAAGGAAAGAUUCAUUUUUUUAGGCGUGGGCAUAGCUAGCUGGCUAACUGCACAGUGCAAUUAUGCCAGAUAACGGGCAAUGCAAAUAAAGGCGCUCAAGUUCUUAUCUACGUAGUUAUCCUGAAUAAUCAAAAUAUUCCCCUUCCAUGACCUUAUUUCAGAGAAGUUCUCGGCUCCAGUAUUGGCAAAUGUGUUGUGUCUUGUGCCAGCCAAAAAAGAAAAAAACACUAGUUCAGCUGUUCUAAAAACGUCCGUCUUAUCUGAAAAAAAAAACCACAUACAAGUAAGGUGUACUUUUUCAGUUGUUAUCAUUAGCUAAUGUAGGUUAUUUUGUUACUCAGUUCAUUACGUUAGCAAAGUUAUGAGAACACAUUUUGAUAAUAUAAAAGCCGAGCUAAUGCUAGCUAACCUGUGCUUUUAGAAAAACAACAUGCGAUAUGUAAAACUAUUUUUUCCCCCCAUCUCAGUGUGAGAACUAUGCAAGAUAAUAAAAGAGGGAAACUAUUUUGUCAGCAGAGAAGUGUAUUUUUUCUAUUGUGCCAAUUAACGGGUAUUGUAUACAGUAACUGACUGUAAAAAUGCACUUUAACUUUUGUACUUAAGUACUUUUCAGAGAAUUUUUGCUUUUACUUAUGUACAGGAGUUGAAUCAGUUCUUUUAUAAGAGUUUUUUUUUUACACACAAGCAUCUGCACUGUCUGAGUGUGUUCACCACACACCAUAAGAGCAGCAAGGAAACACUUUUUCACACGAUUUUCCGCGACAUCCCUGGGGUCUAUCAUUAAAAAUCAGUUAUCAUGUUAAAAAUAUGUAUGUAUGUACUGCUCUUUAGAUAAACCGGUGUGUUGAUGCUAGUCAGUGCUUGAGUAGCCUCCAUUUUCAACAUGCAUGUGGCUGCUGUGCUUUUUACGUGUUCCAACAUGAUGGUCUCAUAUGAAUACUCGUUUGUUAUGUAAAUUAGAUAUGGAUAAACUCUUGUAAAUCUCAUGAGCAGGCCCAAGAAUGCUGACUCCUCGGCAAUGCCCGGAGCGUCGGCGCACCACAGAUUUCAUGGCUAUCGUCUGGUUCCGGAUGAGACGCAGAUGUCGGAUCCCGUUCCCACAUUACGAUGAGGAAAAUGCGAUGAUGGGAGGGGACUGCUCCAUGCGCCAAUAAAGCCCCCUCAGCGGAGCAGACGUGCACAGUGGGCUCGCUUGGUAAACUUGCUGUCAUAUCAAGUGAUCAAGUCAUCUGAUUAUGUGAGCAACAACCGGCCGUAGUGAUGUGGUGGUGAUGCUGUUGGAGUCCAGCUUCGCGAUGCGCCUUUGACGCACGAUGGAGGCGCUUUUACGCGCGGACGACACCGGCCCGCACAACUCGUCGUGGGCCAGGUGGCGCGCGUGGGAGAACGGGAGUCAGUCCCCCAACGCCACCGCCGCCACGAACCCUUUAAAACGCAACGACGAGGUGGCUAAAGCGGAGGUGGCCGUGCUGCUGCUGGUUCUGCUUCUCGCCUUCACCGGCAACCUGCGCGUGCUGUGGGCCGUCCGCGCCGCCAAGCCGCGCCAGUCUCGGAUGCUCUACUUCAUGAGGCACUUGAGCAUCGCCGACCUGGUGGUGGCCGUCUUCCAGGUUCUCCCGCAGCUCAUCUGGGACAUCACCUUCCGCUUCUACGGGCCUGACGUGCUGUGCAGGCUGGUGAAGUACGCGCAGGUGGUGGGCAUGUUCGCGUCCACCUACAUGCUGGUGCUGAUGUCCGUCGACAGGUGCUUGGCCGUGUGCCGGCCACUGCGACCCGUGCGAAGGAGAAGGGACCGCGCGUGCGUGGGCACGUCGUGGCUGCUCAGUCUGAUUUUCAGCGCGCCGCAAGCGUACAUCUUCUCCCUGCGGGAGGUCGGGGAAGGCGUGUACGACUGCUGGGGGGAUUUUGGGCAGCCGUGGGGCGCCAAGGCCUACGUGACAUGGAUGAGCCUCAGCGUCUACAUCCUCCCCGUGGGCGCCCUCAGCGUGUGCUACGGCCUCAUCUGUGUCAAAAUCUGGCAGAACUUCAACCUGAAAACCAGGCCGGAGCGCUUCUUGGCUCUGGCACCCAAAGGCGCGCGUCACCUGUGUCGGGUGAGCAGCGUCGGGCUCAUCUCCAAAGCCAAAAUCCGCACUGUGAAAAUGACUUUCGUGGUGGUGCUGGCCUACAUCGUGUGCUGGACCCCCUUUUUCUCCGUCCAGAUGUGGUCUGCGUGGGAUGAUGCCGCGCCACGAGAAGACACGGCCUUCAUCAUCGCCAUGUUGCUAGCUAGUCUGAACAGCUGCUGUAACCCGUGGAUCUACAUGUUCUUCGCCGGUCACAUGUUCCAGGGCGUAGCGCGCAGCUUCUUCUGCUGUAGACGCUACACCACGGCGUCCAUGUGCAGCCGCCGACAUAACAACGCCGUCAAGAAGGACAGGAGCCUCUCGCACACGUCCAGCACGGGGGGGCCGGGGCAAUCGGACCCCAGCCGGAAAUCCAGUUGAUUACUACUUCAGCAGCGUCAGUGGAAACAUCCUUUCCAGACAGUAGCAUCCACGUGAUAACAAAAACCUGUUUUCACUUUUGCAUAGCCGCUUUUUGGAAAAAGACCAAUUGAGCCACUGAGAUUGGGCUAACUCAAUUUGUGUGAUUUUGCAGACGAGUGAUUAAUGUUUUAUGGCUCCGAUAAAAUCUUGGGAAUUUAAAAGGCAAUGAUUACUUCUUUUAGAUACGUUUUUAGAGAAUCUGUGGUUUUCCUCAGAUUUUUACCAUUUUGCCAAAUACAAUGAUGUCGAUGAUACUUUCAUUGACAACUGAGGUACUGUCAUCUUCACUUUCAUAAGUUGGAUCCCAGUCAGUAAAAGAAUCAAACUGGGAUUUAAAAAAAAAAAAAAGAAAGGGAUAGUGGAAUAGUGGUCUAAGUCCAAACAUCCAUCAAAUCUAUUAAUAUUUCACGAGAAAUAACAAAUAACAUUUACAUACACUAAAAUGCAGAUGCACUGGCACUACUUAAUUUCUGAGUCUCCGACCAAUCGCUGAUCGUCACUUUCUAAGAUGUUAGCCCGGUGUUGUGCUGAAGAAUGCAAUUGUAGAUUGCCCACUUGUAUAUCAAAAAAUGAUCUAAAGAUUGAUUUAGAUUGCCACUCGCCUGCCCAUUCUUCCAAGAGCAUAUUUGUGAGGUCAUACACCGACGUUGGACGAGAAGGCCUGCGUCACUGUCCAUUCGAAAUCAACCCAAAAGUGUUCUCUCGGCUUGACGGCAGGACUCGGUGCAGGACAGUCAAGUUCAUCCAAACCAAAUUCUCUCAUCCAUAUAGUUACGUUAUGGACCUUGCUUUGUGCGCUUGGUGCACAGAAAUGGUGGAACAGGAAAGAGUAAUUCCCAAACUGUUUGACUGCCCAAAAUCUAUUUGUAUGAUAAUGCAUUCAGAGUUCCUUUCACUGGAGCUCAGGGGCUAAUGUUAUGGACAUUUCCAACUUUGUGGGAACACUUUGGAGAUGGCCCCUUCAUGUUCCAGCAGUCACUUGUCACUUAAUAUCAUUUCUGAGUCAAGGCAGAUGAGUAAAUACUUUUGGCAAUAUCGCGUAUAUGCCUUAGCUCAUUUCUACACUUGUUUAAAAAAAUGACAAAAAUGGAGCUAGCCCACUCUAGUUCUCAGUGGCUCGAUUUUAGAAGACUUGCACUAUUCUAGCGCACUAUGCCCGUUUCCACAGAAACUUGGGGUGCCUCACAGAGCAGAGAAAGGAAUGAGGAAGGAGAGGCGACAGGACCAAAACACAUUCAUUUGAAAACAAACUGACCACUCUGUAUGAAAUAUAAAAUAAAUAGUGGGCUUGUUUUCACUGCAGCCCCAUCAACAUAAUUUGUCAAUUAUGUAAAAUCUCCUUGCGUCUACAUUUGGAAGUAAUGUAGAGUGAAGCUUGGAUUCUCUGUGCUUUUGUUUUGUCCUGAUGUGAUAAUUAUCCACAGUGUCCUCAUGUCAUUCAAAACACGAAUAAACCUUUCAGUUAGUAGUGUACAAGCAGCGUUUAACCAGGCGAAUAACACUAUGGCAAUCCCGGAUGACUUUCUUAACUAGUCUAUACUGGUGGACCAGCCAGGGCACCUCUCAUUUCACAUUAACAAUAGAUUUUGAACACAAAGCCCCUGGUGUGUUACAUUUGUGUUUAGUUGCACUGCUCUUUGUGUUUUUCAACAGUAUUUCUGUCACUGUUCGUUUUCGUUCAAGUGUAUUUGCUGUCAUGUUGCAGUUGAAUUGAACAGUUUCAAAUGUGCUCUGAUUCGAGCCUGAAUAAGGCUGUCCCCUUGUGGUCACAUAUCGUUCACUUAGCAGGAAGGCGGAACUGUUUUUGUGCUGUGGAAUGUCUCUUGAGUUCAAUAUGAUGGAAUAAAAAGUGCGAAAACACAA